ACGUCCAGCCGCCGCCGCCGCCGUCUCCUCCGCCGCCGCAACCGGUGGCUCCGGCCUCCCCGGCCUCCUCGGCUCGUGAGCCGCCGCCGCCCGCCCGAUCCUCCCCUGCGCGGACCCGGUCAGCGUCCCGAGGCCACUGGGCAGGAAGAUUCUGGGGCCAGCUCUUGGAUUUCUAAGGAUCAGAAUUUUCUCACAUCCUCACUGUUACCACUUGGGUUUCAGCUGCCAUUCAAGCUUCUUUGGUGGGUUCUUGUUUUCUGCGCUUGUCCAGUACUGUCUAUUGCUGACACAGCAGGACUUCUGUGAUAGCUCCUUGGAUGUCCACUGGACAGAAACUUUGAACUUCCGAUCAUCUUCGUAUCAUAGCAGAGCGCCAGCGUUUCCGUUACUUGUGGAAGGGAUAGCGCAUGCGCUGUGGAGAUGAACGGGGAGCAUCCAGAUGCAGAUUCUGGGCCUGGUGUAGAAGAAGUUGAAUUCAACUGGGAGGAUUAUCUAGAAGAGACAGGCUCUACCACAGUUCCCUAUGCAUCGUUUAAACAUGUGGACAUACGUCUGCAAAAUGGGUUUGCUCCUGGGAUGAAGCUGGAGGUAGCUGUGAAAAAAGACCCUGAAACCUACUGGGUUGCCACUGUCAUCACUGCCUGUGAGCAGUUGCUCCUGCUGCGUUAUGAAGGCUAUGGGGAGGAUCGGAAAGCGGACUUCUGGUGUGACAUCAGAAAGGCUGGCCUCUACCCCAUUGGCUGGUGUCAGCAGAAUAGGAAGACCCUUGAAGCCCCAGAAGGCAUCAGAGAUAAAGUGUCUGAUUGGGGUGCGUUUCUACAGCAGACCCUGAGAGGAGCCUGUGGUCCUCCUGUGUCUCUACUAGAGGGCCUCCGUAAUGGAAGGAACCCUUUAGAUCUUAUCGCCCCGGGAUCCAGACUAGAGUGCCAGGCUUUUCGGGACUCUCUAAGCACUUGGAUUGUUACUGUUGUGGAGAACAUUGGGGGACGGCUGAAGCUGCGUUAUGAAGGACUUGAGAGUUCUGACAGUUUUGACCACUGGUUGUAUUACUUAGAUCCGUUUCUUCAUCACAUUGGUUGGGCUGCUCAGCAAGGGUAUGCACUCCAGCCCCCAUUAGCCAUCCGGCAUCUGAAAGGUGAAGCUGACUGGCAAGAGAUUUUGGCCAGAGUAAGAGAGGAGGAGGAAGAGCCAUUACCCUCUUACUUGUUUAAGGAUAAGCAACUUAUUGGAACCCAUGAAUUUUCUGUAAAUAUGAAAUUGGAAGCUGUGGACCCAUGGUCUCCUUUUGGGAUUUCUCCUGCUACAAUUGCCAAGGUUUUUGAUGAUAAGUACUUUCUGGUGGAAAUGGACGACCUUCGACCAGAGGACCAUACAAGACGAUCAUUUGUUUGCCAUGCUAACAGUCCUGGCAUUUUUCCUGUGCAGUGGAGUCUCAAGAAUGGCUUACACAUCAACCCUCCUCCAGGCUUCCGGAGCCAGGAUUUUGACUGGGCUGACUACCUCAAACAGUGUGGCGCUGAAGCUGCUCCCCAGAAGUGCUUCCCUCCGUCAGUUUCUGAGCACCAGUUUAAGAAGAACAUGAAGCUGGAGGCCGUGAACCCUCUUCUCCCUGAAGAAGUGUGCAUUGCCAGCGUCACUGCAGUGAGAGGCUCCUACCUGUGGCUCCAGCUGGAAGGUUCUAAGAAACCUAUACCCGAAUUUAUUGUAAGUGUGGAGUCAAUGGAUAUAUUUCCUUUGGGCUGGUGUGAAUCCAACGGCCAUCCUCUCAGUACUCCUCGCCGGGCACGAGUGCAUAAACAGAGGAAAAUCGCAGUGGUUCAACCAGAAAAACAACCCAGAAUACUGUCUUCAAGAACUGUCCAUGGGGGCCUGAAGAAUCAGCUGAACUCCACACACUCAGUGAUGAUCAAUGGGAAAUAUUGCUGUCCAAAGAUAUACUUCAACCACCGUUGCUUCUCAGGGCCAUAUCUUAACAAGGGAAGAAUUGCUGAGCUGCCUCGAUGUGUAGGACCUGGGAACUGUGUUCUGGUACUUAGAGAGGUCCUCACUUUACUCAUCAAUGCAGCCUACAAGCCCAGCCGCGUCCUUCGUGAGCUCCAGCUGGACAAAGAGUCUGUGUGGCACGGAUGUGGGGAGGUCCUAAAGGCCAAAUAUAAAGGAAAGAGUUAUCGAGCUACUGUUGAGAUAGUGAAGACAGCAGAUCGAGUGACUGAAUUCUGCCGGCAAACAUGUAUCAAACUGGAAUGUUGCCCUAACCUCUUUGGUCCACGGAUGGUUCUGGAUACAUGUUCUGAGAAUUGCUCUGUUCUUACAAAGACUAAAUACACACAUUAUUAUGGAAAGAAGAAAAAUAAAAGAAUUGGGAGGCCACCUGGUGGUCACAGUAAUUUAUCUUGUGCCCUGAAAAAAGCCAGUAAGAAGAGAAAACGGCGGAAAAACAUUUUUGUUCAUAAGAAGAAACGUGCUUCCGCAUCUGUUGACAACACCCCAGUGGGCUCACCCCAGGUAAGUGGGGGGGAAGAUGAGGGAGAUGCAGAAGAUGGAGAUGAUGAUUCCUUAAGUGAAGGCAGCACAUCUGAGCAGCAGGACGAGGUACAGGAAGAAUCUGAAGUGUCAGAGAAAAAGUCAGGCUCCUCUUCUCCCACCCAGAGCGAGGUGUCCACCCCUCUGCCCCCUGACACACAGAAGAGUAAAGAAGAACCCAGCGCUGCUUCAGUCUCAGAUGGUGAAAAUAAGCCGCCUUCACCAAAGGAAAUAAGGAUUGAGGUUGGCGAGAGACUCCACCUGGACAGUAACCCGCUGAAGUGGACUGUGGCGGACGUCGUGCGGUUCAUCAGAUCCACUGACUGUGCGCCGCUGGCAAGAAUAUUCCUGGAUCAGGAAAUCGAUGGGCAGGCCCUCUUGCUCCUAACCCUUCCCACUGUUCAAGAGUGCAUGGACUUAAAGCUGGGCCCUGCUAUCAAGCUUUGCCAUCACAUAGAGAGGAUCAAGUUUGCUUUUUAUGAGCAGUUUGCCAACUGAGAAGGACAAGCAGAGUGAGCUGGGUCUGUGGAGCACAGCUCAGCAGACCCUUUGCCCUGCUCUACAGGUGGCUGCUGUGGUCCUGGGGCUGUCAGCCCUGCAAAUGUUGGCUCGCUUUCUUUGCACUUUCAGGAAGGAGGACCCUCACUGAGGAAGCAAAAACAGCACAAAAAUGGCUCUCCUAUAGUGGAAAUGUGGACUUGUAUUCAGGAGAUUUCAGUUAAAAAUUGUCAGGAGGAAAACCUUACAAAUAGGAGUUCCCAUCGAUGGGCAAAGGAAGAAUGAUGUGGACAGCGGGACAGCACGGGUGGUUGCCCUCACUCUGUCCCUUCCACGGUAGUUGGACCUUGUUCUCUGCUCUUCCUGGAGAGAGCGCAGCUUUAAGUCAGCACUGGUUUUGGGCAUCAGUGCUUCGUUGUCGUUGUGUCUUCAAGCGUUUUCUUUUUUAAAUUAAAGCAGUUAAUUUUGGGGAUAAUUAUGUGGCUCUGGGGUUUUGAAUGUAUAGAUCCAUUUUAAAAAAUCUAUCCUUAGGAGUUUCUUUGUUUACUACCUCUGUUGAUGACUGCGCUUAUAGCCAUGAGUGACAUUUUUUGUAUGAUGCCAUUUUUAAACUGAAUGCUAAAACUAUAACAGAAGUUAGAAGGCCCUGCCUGCUUUCUUAAAGAUGUCAUGUUGGCACUCGCACCAGUCCUUAACCAGUUUGUCCUAAGAAUUCUACUGUUACGUCCUUCAUCUUGACCCAAUUUGGGUCACCGUUUCUAAGUGGCCUCUCAAAGACCAAUGUUUGGUAUUCCAGUUUAAUUACUCUCUCUCCCUAUUUGUUUUGAAAGAUGUGUCAUUGGCUUUUAUUCUGUUUGUUUUUCUCUAGAGUUGUUUGACUACCUCUGUUUCAUUUCUGGAGUCUCUGCUCUCAGUGAAAAUCAGUAGGUGUCCUUUGGAUCCUCUGUGAAGCCCAGUUUUCUAGAUGUGUCCAGGUAGAAUUCGGCACAGCAGAGAAAAUGUGGAUUUGGGGAUGGCACAAAGUGUGGAGUUUCUUAGUGGUGUCCUCGGUGAUAAGUAUUGACAAGUAGCUAUGGAGUGUAUGACCAUGCCUCCCCAAAUGUCCCAGAUUUUGUCUCAUCUGGAAAGCCAGUCAGAGCUGGUUGGCAUUUUAAUGAGAGAGGUGGUUAAGGAGUUUGGAAACCUUAGUCUAGCCAUGUUUAUGCUUGUCUUCAGUUAAACCAAUUUAAACUGAAUGUAAUUUACAGCCUGAAGAUUCCCAUUCAGUAGCUCAUUCUUUUGGCUUUUUUUCCAAUUAAACUCAAGUUGACAUGAAACUACAGGUGAAUUUUCACUUAUAAUGACAUUGUUAGCUAUUAUAGAAGAAUAGCACUUGCUAUACUGUAGCCAUGGGUAAGGAAAGACAUACAUACACAGGUUGCCUCCUUUAAAUGGUUUCCUUGUUGAUUAUUUAUUUAUUUGUUUGUUUGUUUAUUUAUUUAUUUUUGGGUUGCCCUAAUCCCUACAGAUUUAUACGAUAAGCAUUUUUCCUCAAUAAUUGAAAGUGUUUUAAAACUGCAAGCUGAGUACAUUCUGAACAACUAUACAAAUAUAAGGCAAUAUUACUACAAAUUUAAAUUGUGAUUUUUUUCUUUUCUCAUCUCAACCCCAGCUUGUUUUUAUGGACACUGGGAAAGUCUGUAGUCUGGAUCCUGUUCUUCAUUUGAAUAACUCUUGAACCACCUUAACUCAAGCCCUCCAACCAAGUCUUAAAAGUCACCAACACGUGUGUCUGGAAGGAGCAUCAUCUAAGUGACAGCUCAUUAUCUGUGAGCUAACUUAGAGAUCAGUUUUUAAAAGCUUGAGUGUGUCAUACCCUUGGGAGAGAAGCAUACUUGACACUAGGAAACACCUAGUAUUGACAGGCUCAUUUGGAAUGGCUGUCUUCAUAGAAUUUCCCGAGACCAUGCAAAAGGGGUCUCAUGAGGGCAUAAUACCUAGUCCAUAGGAUCUCACAUUGUUGUCUUAGUAAAAGGAAGGGUGACAGCAACGCCUAUUUGAUUAUGUCUCUCUUCUUGACCUCAGAGAUCACAGAAUGUAGAACUAUCAGAGAUGAUAGGUAUUGGACCUGAAAGGGGGAGCACAUGACCUUACGUAGUCCUGAGGUGGGGAGGGUUGGAACACAAUAGUCUUGUCUGACUGCACACAAUUAUUCAGUCUCUCUUUUCCUGUAGAAAGGCUAGUCAUAAAUUAGACAAGUGAGGAGGGUGUCCCUAAAAAUUCCUUGCACCCUGAUUGGGAGACACAUUAAAGAAGAAUUAUACACCCCCACCCCUCCUCCCCGGUGUCACACAUAAGAGGACAAUUGUGUGAGAAUUUUGUAGAGGACUUCAAGUAUACAAUUCUAAUAUCAAAUUGAGUAUGGUGAUGCACACCUCCAAUCCCAGCACUUGGGGGUGGAAAUGAGGAUCAGAAGUUUGAGGCCAUCCUAAGCUACAUAGUGAGUUCUGGGCUAGCCUGGGCUAUAUGAGGUCCUGUUUUGUUUUGCUUUGUUUGCAUUAUUGGGGUAAGAGGUUUAUAUGUUUCACAUGUGUGUGUGGUCUGUUUCUGAGAAAGCCAGCCUCAUAAAUUUAUUAGAGGUAUGUUGUCUGGAGUUCCCCUGCAGCUGUUCUCAAAGCUCGUCUACAGUCAAGUUUUUUGUGAUCCAUCUUUAACCUGAAUUGGAAAACUUAGAAACACAUGAAUGGACUCUGUUCUGUUACCCUUGUAGACAUGAAAAGUUACCUGACUUAAGCUGGACUUUACAGCUAUGUUGGUCUUCUAGGGAGAUCUUGACCGGUGGGAUGGGCCCCGAUGUUUUGAUUAUAUUUCGUGGGUUUCUUGUGACUUCUGUUUCCCUUUGUGCGCUAUCUUGAUCCUUUUCAAAUACAGGGAUGUAUUAAUGGAGCCUUUGGAUUCUAUCUUUAGCCUUUCUUUAGCAAUGUACUUGGCUCCCUGUGUUUAUAAUAUGGGUCCAGGAAGGGUGCUAGCCAACCUCUGGAAAUGAUGAUCAUGGUAAAUAUUUAUUGAAUUAUGAUAGAGGCAGGCAUAGAAAACCACUUCAGAGUUUGACCUUUGUAAAUCUUUUCUCCUAGAAGUAAAAUUAUUUUCACUCUGAGGGAAAGGGCAUUAGACCAAAGCUUCCUGACGACUUGAAGACUAAAGUACAUUUUACAUGCUCUCUAGAACCGCUGUAGUUAUUAAUGUGAUGCCUAAAUACAGCAGCUUAAGGCAGGUGGGACUCAAAACACACCCCCCCUAUCAAGCCAACAUUGUUUCCAAGAGGCACACAACAUCAGGGACUGGAUCUAAAUAUAAAAUCGUUGUAGAAACUGUCACUGAUGCUUAUUCUUACUUGGUACAUCUUAUCAAAAACUUGCAAUGAAGAGAUUCUGUUCCAGUUUCAUUGAUUGCCAGAAGUGCUGAGAGAGUCUUGACUGUGGAAACACACAUUGAGUUUGAACUGUCUACCUCCUGGAUAUACUCCAUGUGUGCAAACUCAUACAAAUCCCUAAGUAGUCUCUUUUAUCAAUAGGACGUAUGUUGACCUUGUGAAGUGAAGAAGGCAAAUCACUAAGAAGUGAACUAGAAAACUUGGGCUAACAAGAUACUCCUUUUGUAAAUUCGGAUGUUUCUAGUCUUAGGACCUUUGUAAGUUGCUGUGUCUUGUGGCCAUGGUGUUGGCUUAGAAACUCCGUAAGAACAGAGUCUCCUGUGCAACCAAGAAGUAACAGCCACUUUCUUAGCAUUGGCUUUAUCCAUUUUAAAUGUUUUACUCAUGAAUUUUGAUGAUUGCUUUGUAUGAGAAUGUAUAUACUUGGGGAAUCUGAAUUUAUCCUAAUAAUCUACCUAUUAACCUGGAGUUUGGUUGCAAGAAUUCUAAACCCAAAGUCUAGUCCAAAUGGAUCUGGCUCCAGGUGCUCACUCGGGGGCUGUUUUCCUCAGUGCUUGUCUUAGCCACACGGGCACCUUUGCUCUGGGAGCCGCCCUGAGAAUGAACGUAAAGGUGUAGUGGGUACUAAAUGCAGUGCAUGUUGAUUUUCUUGCUACUGUGUUUAAGAAGUCAGAAUUUCACAGGAGCCUGCAAACACAGAGCUGAAAGUCUGUAGGGAGGCAGGGGAUAGUGGGUCUACAACUCCCUUCCUGCUCUUUGUGACCCAUCUGGCAUUACAGCACAAUGAGGUGUUGAGAAAGGGCGACAGGCAGCAGAUCCACCAGACAGUUGUCACCACCAGCAGUGAAGCGCAGCACCGAGCCGAGCCGUGGGGAGGAGGGAGGACCCUGCCAACAGUAAGACCGUGUCACGUCACCAUUGCUGAUGAGCCUGAGAGGGACGGUGUGGAGGCUCAGGCCCAAGGGCUCCUGUAUGCUUUAUUCUGUCCAACUGUGUCUGGCUUGGCAGAAUAGACACGGUCACAGAAUGCUGACGGUUACAGACUUUAAGGGCAACUCAGAUCUCAAAGCAGACGAUUAGUGGAGGAUACAGAAGUUUAUAGAGUGUAGGCCAGGGUGAAGCAGGUGGUCUCUAGUCCCUUUGCAAGACUCUGGGGAAGACAGUUUGGAUGUUUCUCUUGAGACUUUAGUGCUUACUUGUUUUUCUCUCACCCCUCCUCUUCUAGUUGAGUUUUCUCUAGUGACAAUCAGAGGUCUGCCAGGAUGGGAGGGACUCCAGGCUGCUUCCAGCCCCUGGAAGGAAUGCACUUUGUUUUAUGUAUUUUGCUUUAAAAACAAAACAAAAACAAGUUGCUUGUUUGGAACAAAUUGAGAUGCUUUUGGCAUUGUAUCCUUCCUGCUUGCUGUUUUUCCUCUUAAUUUAAAAAAGUAUGCAUUGAAGACCAAGUACACUUUAGGAGAAGUAUGCACUAGAAUACCAAUUAAAAUAACUCCCAUCAAGUUUGAUGGUUAUAAUUUUAAACGAUUAAAAACAAAACAAAACUAUUUUGAAUCAA
This is a messenger RNA of Mesocricetus auratus (golden hamster), 7988 nucleotides long. RefSeq names its product Scm like with four mbt domains 1 (gene Sfmbt1). The record is from RefSeq and is a predicted model, not a curated record. The transcript is spliced from 22 exons. Gene Ontology annotation, molecular function: transcription corepressor activity; histone binding. Gene Ontology annotation, biological process: regulation of DNA-templated transcription. Bases 421 to 3021 code for a protein of 866 amino acids. Gene Ontology annotation, cellular component: nucleus. Lineage: Eukaryota; Metazoa; Chordata; Mammalia; Rodentia; Cricetidae.